Molecule: messenger RNA, 2232 nt
Organism: Volvox carteri f. nagariensis
Lineage: Eukaryota; Viridiplantae; Chlorophyta; Chlorophyceae; Chlamydomonadales; Volvocaceae
Exons: 4
Coding region: 1-2232 (743 amino acids)
Biological process (GO): peptidyl-threonine phosphorylation; peptidyl-serine phosphorylation
Cellular component (GO): cytoplasm
Molecular function (GO): protein serine/threonine kinase activity; protein tyrosine kinase activity; ATP binding
Source: RefSeq, a predicted model, not a curated record
AUGUCAUCGCAGCAGACAAUCCUCGUCGGUGCGUCCGCAGCCUCAGCCCCUCAGCUUCCCGGCGGCUAUGUUCUGCGACAACUUCUUGCAAAGACGCACUUUUCGUCGGUAUGGCUCGCAUCCGUUCCUUGGAGAGCUCCCCUUCCGACCCGCGACGCUCAGGCGGCCGACAGCCGCCAAGGUCAACGCAGCUUGGCUUUCGCUCAAUGCAUCGGUCAACCGGACCGAAACGGCGCGGGGGACGACUGGGGGGAGGAUUUGGGCGAAGUAGUGGUCGUGAAGGCGAUGGAUGCGUCUCAGCCCACCCACGCCGCCGUGGCAGCUAACGAGGCAGCGGCGCUCAGGCAUUUGGCGGCCUCCGCCUCCGCUGUCGCCUCCGCCACUGCCGCCGCACCGGUCGCCGUUGCCCAGGACGAAAUCAGUUGUGGCGUCUGCCGCCGCAGCAGCAAAAUCAGCAGCAGCGACAAGGGCAACACGACUAGGGUUUUAAGCGGUACCCGCGCAACUGCAGUGGCAGCAGCAGCAGCCGCAGCUGCAGGAGUCGUUGACGGCCCGCCUUUUGUACGUCUACUGGGCACCUUCACAACGGAUAUGCUCCCAGCUGCCGCGGCGGCGGCGGCGGCGGCAGCGGAACGCUGUUCUGCGGAGGGCGGCGGCGGCGGCGGCGGCGCCCGGCUACCGAGGGUCCAGCCGCUACUACCGCCGCCUGACGCUGCUGAGGCGGCGGCGGCAUCCUCUGCCGCAUACGCUGGGUCACUGCGACAAGGGCCCCUUAUACGGCAUUGGAGGGCAGCCCAACUGGUCCACUGCGACAUCAAGCCCGACAACUUCGCCCUCCGCCUCAUCCCGACCACCUCGCCGCCCGCCUGCCGAGCGCGGGACCUCCUCCUUGCUGCCGCUGCUUCGCCGUCACCUGAUUUGGGUCAUGACGACCCGGGGAAGGACCCGAACCUGCAUUCGCACCAGCACCAGCAUCAGCAUCAGCACUCGCACCAGCACUCGCAUCAGCAUCAGCAAGAAUACGGGCACCAACAAGAGUCGGGCAGCUGCCGGUGGCGGCUGCAGCUCCCAACACCGGCCGGAGGGGGGUGUUGGGCUCUGUUGGAUCUAGGCAGCGCAUGUAGCCUGAAGCCUGGCGGGCAGCGGGUGGCGGACGGACCCGCGGGUCAUGUGCGUCCGUGCGGCAACCUAUGCGGUGGCGGCGGCGGCGGCGACAGCAGCAGCAGCACCGACGCCGGUGGUGCUGAUGCUACGGCGGCAGCCUGGUACGACACCCCAUCGUACGCAGCCCCGGAGCUUACGCUAGGCCUGCCGCCGUCGGCCGCCUCCGACAUGUGGUCCCUGGGCUGUACGGUGUACGAACUGGCCACCGGAUCCAAGCUUCUGCCCCUAUCGCCACAGCUACUGCGCCCGCAGCAGGAAACGUGGGGUGACGGCAGCGGCGGCGGCGGCAGUAGCGAGCCAUCGGCUUGGCCUGAUGCGGCGGAGGUGCACCUAGCCCUGGUAGUGCAACUUUUGGGGAGGCCGCCGCGGAGGCUGCUACAGCGCGCGCCGCGAGCGGGGUGGUACUUUGACGCGGCACGGCGGCAGCUACUCCUCGAGGACGAGUUUGAAAUGCCAGCAAGCUGUAGCUUGGCGCAGCGACUACAGCUGACGUCGAAAAUGGGGAGCAGCAGCCUGCCGCAGAAGCAGGAGAUGCAGGGGCAGGGGUGGGGUCAGAGUGGGGGUGGGUGGGAGGCCAUCACAGACGUCGCGGCCGACACGUUCGCCAAUGUCAGUGGAGGAGGCCGAUCUGGGAAACUCAAGUCCGCAGAGGGAAUGUGCGGCGGCGGCGGCGACGACGGCGGCGGCGGCGGUACAGGGGGGUUUGCGGCUGAGGGGCAACGAAGGCUGGUCGGCUGGGCUGCGACCCGGACGGCGCCGCAUGCCGCAAAAAGCUGUGAGGGUGCGGCCUUCGCUGUUGGCCGGUAUGGCACUUGGAGGGCGAUGAAAGGGGUACGGGCGAUCAGGAAUGACGAGUGUGCGUGUUCGUGUACAUGUAUAUGUACAUGUCAGGCGGAGUGCAGGUUUGGCGGCGGCGGCGGCGACGGCGACGGCGGCGGCGACGAAUGGGACGAGACCGAGUGGGCGGGGUUGCACAGCUUCCUGACGCCGCUGCUGCAGUGGGACCCGGAGGAGCGUCCCCCGGCGCACGUGGCUGCGCAGCACCCCUGGUUGGAGCGACGACGAUAG